Messenger RNA from Ilyonectria robusta, 1071 nucleotides. RefSeq lists its product as uncharacterized. The transcript has 4 exons. The record is from RefSeq and is a predicted model, not a curated record. The coding region runs from base 91 to 864 and encodes 257 amino acids. NCBI's taxonomy places the organism in Eukaryota, Fungi, Ascomycota, Sordariomycetes, Hypocreales, Nectriaceae. Gene Ontology annotation, biological process: regulation of DNA-templated transcription. Gene Ontology annotation, molecular function: zinc ion binding; DNA-binding transcription factor activity, RNA polymerase II-specific.
CUCCACACAUGCACAUUAGAGCCCGAUAGGAAAGACGAGCGCCUUGUGUCUCAACAACUGUUAGACUUUGUUCUAUUCCUCCGUGGCUGUAUGGCGUCGGUCCGUGGUCGCGCGGCGUGCAAUGGAUGCCGUACACGCAAGCAAAAGUGCGAUGAAGCUAGACCAGUCUGCACAAGAUGCCGUAUUCUCAACCGGCCUUGUAUCUGGCCAGCAUCACGAAAACGUGGCCCAGCCAAAGGAUAUACCGAAGCCCUGGAACACCGACUGCGAGAGACCGAGAACGCUCUAUUGCGUCUUUGGAUGGCUACAACUGAAGUUUCAGUUGAGCAGGCAUUCGAAGAAAGCGUCUCUUUGCCAGAAACAUGCUCCCGUUCGCCCAAUGAUGGCCGCCAAGUCUCUCCCCGUCCCGGAUCCGACAAGUCGUCCGCGGUCACGCAGUGGGAGAAUUAUCCCCUACGGUCUGCACAUGAUGUUGCCAGGUGGGCGAAAGAGGCUAAAGGGGCUACCAAAGCAUCCGAAACCCAAACGGCGAGAAGCGACGAGGUACUAUUGGACUGCCCACCACGGCAGCCAUGCCCGGCUGGGGACGCUCACGUUCUCCAAAACACGACGCUUGAUAGCGCAACUCCAUCAACGCCUCCGACACCGAUAACGACGUUUCCAAAUCUAGAUAAGGUAUUGACCUCCGAGACGCAGUCCACUCAAGAAGGCCAUGCGUCAACAAGUACACCCAUCAACCAUGCGUCGCGAUUUCGCACUCGCCACCGAGAAGCAGAUAACGCAUUACGCCCAAGCAGUCCAUCUCCAAGUUUAAAAGCCAAGAUUCAAUUAUCUCAAGAAUUCACAGACCAGUAUCUGUGGUAGAGGGCUCACAUCGUCUCCUUCCCCAGGCUGGUCUCUAGGCUGUGAUGGUACCGGCACCGCAAUGAUUGGGAUAAUUCAUUCACUAAAUUGUCAAGUCCUGGAUGAGAAAUCCAGAGUAUGUAUUAGGACAGGUCCAAAUUUUCGAGCGUCUACUGCAUGAAUAAAUUGUUGAAAUAUAAGACCCAACAGGCUCUUAGGUACUAACCC